Coffea eugenioides is the source of this 1909-nucleotide messenger RNA. Its product is annotated as pentatricopeptide repeat-containing protein At1g05600-like. NCBI's taxonomy places the organism in Eukaryota, Viridiplantae, Streptophyta, Magnoliopsida, Gentianales, Rubiaceae. Gene Ontology annotation, molecular function: protein binding. The coding region runs from base 201 to 1721 and encodes 506 amino acids. The transcript is spliced from 2 exons. The record is from RefSeq and is a predicted model, not a curated record.
AAAAAUUCAGCCUAAGUGUCAAAUAAAUAGUAAGCCACUUGUAAAAAGGAGAGCCUGCUCCAAUGAACAACACUUUCUUUUUAUUAUACUCGAGGGAUGAGGGAAGUUAGAAAAGACGAGAGGUCUCAGGCAGAGGUGCUUCCAAAUUUCAUAUCAAGGUUCAUGCAGUAAACAGAUUCAGGUCUAAAGUUUGAACUACAAUGAAUAUAAGAUGGCCAAGGCUUCUAAUACCCACACAGCUCUCACAAAUUAUAAAGAGCCAGAAAAACCCUUUAAAGGCUCUUCAAAUAUUUAGAGAGGCAAAAUGCAGAUACCCUAGUUAUCGUCACAAUGGGCCGGUCUAUAAUACAAUUAUCAGCAUCCUUGGAAACUCAGGCAGGAUAGCUGAGAUGAAGGAAGUGAUCUGCCAAAUGAGAGAUGACUCUUGUGAAUGUCGAGAUUCAGUUUUUGCUGGUGCCAUCCGAACUUAUUCAAAGGCCGGUCUUUUAGGUGAAGCCAUUGCACUAUUUAGAAGCCUUCCCCAAUUCAACUGUGUGAACUGGACAGAAUCUUUUAAUACACUUUUGGAGAUAAUGGUGAAAGAAUCUAAGCUAGAGACUGCUUAUCUGCUCUUCCUGGAGAAUUUUUCUAGCUGGGAAGUGAAGUCUAGGACCCAAUCUCUGAAUUUGCUUAUAAAUGCUUUGUGUCGGUUGAAUCGUUCUGAUCUUGCUUUAAAUGUUUUCCAAGAAAUGUAUUACCAAUGCUGCAAUCCUGACAGGGAAACUUAUAGGAUUCUCAUGAGGGGUCUCUGUCAAGAUGGGAGGCUCAAUGAAGCCACGCAUUUACUGUACUCAAUGUUCUGGAGGAUAUCCCAAAAGGGUAGCAGCAGCGAUGUUGCUAUAUACAGAAUUCUCUUGGAUACUCUGUGUGAUAAUGGAGAGGUUGAGGAGGCAGUAAAUAUUCUUGGUAAAGUUUUAAGAAAGGGACUUAAGGCUCCAAAACGAUACCACCAGCAUCUGGAUCUUAGUGAAUGUUAUUCUGGUGGCAGAGCUGAUAUUACAAGCAUAAAGGUUUUGAUAAAUGAAGCUUUGAUUAGAGGUGGAGUUCCAAAUACAGAUGGUUACAUAACAAUGGCCAUUGACCUAUACGCUGAAGGAAAGAUUAAUGGAGGUGAUAAAGUACUGAGUGAAAUGCAGGACAGAGGCUUCAGACCAUCAUCACUGGUCUUUGAAGCUAAGGUCGCUGCAUUAUGUAGAGAUGGUAGAGUUGAUGAUGCAGUAGCAGUACUUGAAAGAGAGAUGGUGGAGAAAAAUUGCAUUCCAUCUGUGAAGCUAUACAAUGCUGUAAUAAAAGGUCUUUCUGAAGGACGAAAAUCUGUGUUUGCCAUCAGGUACUUAGAGAGGAUGUCCAGGCAGAUUGGUUGUGGACCUGACCACGAGACAUAUACUCUCGUAGUAGAUGGCCUUUGUAAUGAUGGUAAAUAUGUUGAAGCAAGUAAUAUAGUCGAGGAAAUGUCAAAUAACUCUUUUCGGCCUAGAAAUGAAACUUACAAUAAACUCAUCCAAGGUCUUUGUUUGACAGGAAGUUCUUAUAAAGCCAUCAUGUGGUUGGAGGAGUUAAUCAGUGAAGCAAAAAUACCAGAACUUUCUACAUGGAAUUCAUUGGUGUCUUCAGUUUGUUCUGAAUCUGUUUGUACUCAGACUUUCUCUGACACAAUGAAAUUACUGGUAGAUUCUUCUUGAUAGUGUAUCUAGAGCAUUCUCUUGUAUUUAGGUCCGUGUACUGGUUGAUGGUUGCUCAUAGAAAGUUGUAUAUGCAAUUACUUUCACCCAACAAUCCAAGAAAUUAGUAAAUUAAAGCUGAUAGAAGAACGGAAGAAAGCAAUAUUUUGUACUGAAUUGACGUGUGCUUGAAAUACUAAUUGAAAUUU